This is a messenger RNA of Anolis sagrei ordinatus, 3678 nucleotides long. It is a transcript of the gene STX3, whose product is annotated as syntaxin 3. Gene Ontology annotation, molecular function: SNAP receptor activity; SNARE binding. Gene Ontology annotation, biological process: synaptic vesicle fusion to presynaptic active zone membrane; intracellular protein transport; exocytic insertion of neurotransmitter receptor to postsynaptic membrane. The record is from RefSeq and is a predicted model, not a curated record. Gene Ontology annotation, cellular component: endomembrane system; postsynapse; presynaptic active zone membrane. NCBI's taxonomy places the organism in Eukaryota, Metazoa, Chordata, Lepidosauria, Squamata, Anolidae.
CCGCCCACCCUGCGUAUGUCAUGAUGGAUUAGCGGCGGCGGCGGGGAGCUCAGCGCCCGAGGAUCAGACCCAGACGGGGAAGGAGGGGGAGGAGGAAGAGGAGGAGGAGGAGGAGGAAGAGGAAAAGAGCAAGUGGGGAGGGGGCGUCUCUCCCCUCCGCCGCGGCCAGGCAGAGCGAGUUCCCCUCCCAGCCAAGGCAAAGAGGGCGAAAGCGGAGGAGGAAGCCGUCCUUCCGUCGGGGCCGGGAGGCCACUUCCUGGAGGGGAGUUUCACCCGGGUCCACCUGCAGAAAAACAGGAGGAGGAGGAGGAGAGGAGGCACACACCUGUCCAAAAUGAAGGACCGGCUGGAGCAGCUCAAGGCGAAACAAGAUCAAGAUGAUGCUGAUGAUGACUUGGAAAUUGCCAUUGAUAACACUGCUUUUAUGGAUGAAUUCUUUGCAGAGAUUGAGGAGACCCGGCAGAAUAUCGACAAAAUCUCAGAGAAUGUAGAAGAGGCAAAAAAGCUGUACAGCAUUAUCCUGUCUGCCCCCAUCCCUGAACAAAAGACAAAGGACGAUCUGGAACAGCUCACGGCAGAUAUCAAAAAAAUGGCUAACAGUGUCCGAAACAAACUUAAGAGUAUGGAACGCAACAUUGAGCAGGAUGAGGUCAGAUCAUCAGCAGAUCUGCGGAUACGGAAGUCCCAGCAUUCAGUCCUUUCCCGAAAAUUUGUCGAUGUGAUGACGAAAUACAAUGAGGCACAGGUGGACUUCCGGGAACGGAGCAAAGGGAGAAUCCAGCGGCAGCUUGAGAUCACUGGGAAGAAUACAACAGAUGAGGAGCUGGAAGAAAUGUUAGAGAGUGGGAAUCCUUCAAUAUUCACAUCUGGGAUCAUGGAUUCUCAGAUUUCAAAGCAAGCACUGAGUGAGAUUGAGGGACGGCAUAAGGAUAUUGUGCGGCUUGAAAGUAGCAUCAAGGAGCUUCACGAUAUGUUUGUGGACAUUGCCAUGCUGGUGGAAAACCAGGGAGAAAUUAUAGAUAACAUAGAACUCAAUGUGAUCCACACUGUAGAGCAUGUAGAGAAAGCUCGCGAAGAGACCAAAAAGGCCUUGAAAUAUAAGAGUAGUGCGCGCAAGAUGUUCCCAAGCUCCUCCUGCGUUGAUAGCAAGACUUCCCCUCCUGAUCCUCUCCACCGUGGUGUGACCUUCCCUUGCCUACCCUCCAGCCUGGCCUCUUGGAUUAAGUAUGAAUGGUUCCCUGCAGAAUGAGUUUACUUUCACCAGUGCUUCCUGUGAAAGCUCACUCCUUGGAUAAAGCUCUGUAGCUGGAACAUCCCAUCUACCUUGAUGAAUCCCCCAAGUCUAGGGACGGCAUAGCACUCCAGAGAGGAAUCUCCUAUCAAAUCUGUUCCCUAUCCAUCCCUUCCAUCUUUCCCACUAUACUUGGUGCCUCCAAAUGAAGCAUUUCCUGUUUUGAAGUCUACAGCCUUCUGAAACGUUCUACUGUACAGUUGAAUGAACCUUAAAGGGAACUGUGGAGUUACAAACCUACCUCACUGCCUUGUUUUCAGUAGUGCCUUUUUCAUUUUGAACCAUGAUGUCAAAGAAAUGCCAGACAUUGUUACUUAUAAAAAUGUUUAAUAUUAUUGGGUAGGAGUCAAAGUGGUUCCUACCAUAUAAUUCCAAACAGCUAUCCAGCUGUAUACUUUGGCUAGUCUUUGAAGGAUGGAGCAGAUUUUUCAAGCCCUACAUUGCUUGCAAGUUGCAGCUCUUAUCUCAUUGGCAGUCCUUCAGCACACUUUGCUCACGAAGUGCCUAAAAAGAGGUUAGGGCAAAGAACUAUGUUGAAUACCUAAUACAGCAAGAUUUUUACACAAAGUUUGAAUCGCGCCAUCUCCAGGAGAGUGAUUAUUUUAGGAUCUAAUACACUCCCAAUGUGAAAAUGCCAAUAUAUCCAGGAUUUCUAGAUCAUGGUCACAGUUGCAUUUUGCUGAAGGGAUGUAGCAUUAGCAUUAAAAUCCUCCAGAUCUGAGCUCUUUAUGUUCCUUUUUUUUGUUUCAGCUUUGUGCUUCACAAUAAAGUUUCCAUACUUUGGGCACUUAGAACUGGUCUGUGAGGAAAGGGAAAGCUGUCACAAGAUGCCCAUAGCUGAAGACACUCUUUAGAGUGAUGUGUUGCCUGUAAAUUUGAUAGCUCACUUCACUUGUUUUGAAUGCAAUUCAAUUUCUGUGUGGAUGCAAUUAUUUCCUAAUUGAACAUUUAAUUUUACUUGAGUGAGUAAAAACAUGAUGGCAUGUUUUCCCUCCUUAUGUAAUUACAUUUGUUUGAGUUUGUCUGAUGACAUAAGGAUUGUGAUUAAUCAAAGGCAUUGUUUGCUUUGAGAUGUUGGUUUUUUGUUUUUUGUUUUUUACUGUGGGUUUCUACCUCCUAUGAAAAGAAGUGUUGAAUGCACCCUGCCCAUAAUAGCUGUUUGCAACCUGGCAACUUGGUUACAGAACAGGGAAAAGCUGGUUUGGAGAAAAACAUGGGGCUACUUGAUAAGGAAGGACAGCUAAGAAAUAUGCCUUCCUGACAUCUCAGUUCCAAGCCCUCCUGUUGGAUAAAAGUUUUGUUGAAAAAUAAUUUUAUCUAUGUUAAGAGUUGCAAUUUUUUUAUUCACAUGAUAAAAAAAUUCCAUUUGAGCUUUGUUUCCAAAUAAUGAGUUUUAAAUUUAUUUCUAUGAGUAACUUAGUUAUUAUUACUACAGCUUGUAAACGCUUUGGUCCUGUUGCUGCUUUGCUUUCAGCUGGACCUUGUCCUACACAGGCAUUGUUCAUGAUGGCUAGAGGGCUGGUUUGCGUAUUUGUGAUAUGUAAAAUUGGUUAGGAGUAUAUCAUGUGAGGUCCUUGCGUGAAGAAACAAGUUUGACCAAGCCAAGCUGUAGUGUAAGAGCAAGUGCCAGAUUUUUCUCUUCAGUCUUGUCAUAUAUACAAUGAUAGCAUGAUGACUCCACUUUGACUGCCAUGGUUCCAUGCUGAGCUUUGGAGUUUAGGGAGGAUUAUUUAGAAUUAUCAGAUGGAGAAGGUAUGCCUCCUCAAGCUACAAAUUCCAUGACUCCACAGCAUGCAAACAUGGUAAUUAAAGUGGAAGCAUAGCUUUAUAAUUGUAUAGUGUUAAGAGGGUCCAGUAAAUUCACUGCAUGGAAGUCUAACUCAGGGCUUAGUAGUAGUAUUUAUACCGAUAUUUUUAAGGGCAGGUGCACUCAAAAUUAUUUUAAUUUACUCAGAUUAUUGGUUGGAAAGAUAACCUUAGUUGAUCUCAUCUAUGUGAGGUAACAGCACUUUGAGUGGAAUUUAAGGGUUUAUUUUCUGGGAAAUAUGACCCCCUUCUUAGUCACUAGCACAUCCUUCUUGGUGCACCUAUUUCACACAAUACACCAUUCACACCCUUGUUGUGCCGUUUUCUAAAUAUUCCUCAUGUGUUCCUUUGUAAGAAGCAUUUGGAUCGCCCCCAAAAGUGAGCACACAGACGGAGCUAGGAGGAGGAUGUCAUUUCCUCUAGGCUUUGAUGUCUGAAACUUGCAGGGUGGUGGUUGAAGCAAUGCUUGGAAUUACCAGCCUUAAUAGCCAUCUGAUUUAUCUGGACAGCAGCAAAUUAGGUUCUGUCAAUGCUUUUUCAUUUUUAAAAUGUAAAAAUAAAUGAAUUUAUUUAAACAUAAA